This is a messenger RNA of Symbiodinium natans, 1161 nucleotides long. The record is from the annotation of a GenBank genome assembly. NCBI's taxonomy places the organism in Eukaryota, Dinophyceae, Suessiales, Symbiodiniaceae.
AUGGUGGCACGCGAGGGACAGCUUCACUACGAAGGCGCCGAGGAUGCGGUUGAAGAAGUUCUCUUGUCGGAGGCUCCCGCUCAUCCACCAAAAGGUUCCCGUUGGUACCUUGCCGGUAUCAGCGUGGCCAUGCUGGCCUUGGUGGGUUUGGCGGCGAAAGCUGCCUUUCCAUCAUCCCUCUCCUUCACCAAGUCCAAGAGCACGAUCGGCCUGGACGAAGUGCAGCACUGGGAGGACAUUCCGGGCAUGGACCAGGUGAUUCUCAAGGCGCAGAGCCUGAAGCAUGACAAGCCCAUGCGCAACCUCAACGACCUCUUCUAUGAUUCGCAGCCCGAGGAGCUGCCCUGGAUCAGAACGGAGUGCGUCAUCGACGUGGUUCAAGCAGCAGCAUACCUCGACCAGGCCGUUGUCUUCCUCUACAAGGCCAUCGACUACAACGGCCUUGAGUGCCCAGACAACUCGCCGGUGGGCUGCGCUGCCAGCGUUGCUGGCUUCAUCACCUCCAUCUCCUGGAUUGCCUCGUACUUGUCCUUCGCAGCGAACGCCUGUGGGCAGGCAGUCAACUCCGGGGCACUUUGUGCUGGCGACUUCACCGCCCUCAUGGCCAACUUCGGAGAGAUCGCCACGGUGGGCGCCGCGGUGAAGGCGGACUGCGACUUCGGGAAGAACGUGGUCAGCAUCCUCACGAAUCCGGACCCCGUGAGCCCGCCUUGGGCGCAGUUCGUGCCAGGCGGCGCCGGACCCGAGGCGGAGAAGAUCCUGGCGAUCAAAGGCCACCAGGAGGCGAACCGCAACCGUGGCUUCGACAUCGCACAGUGCGUGGCGGACGUGACCAAUUCGGCCUCGUACAUCGUGCGCGUCAUCCUCCAGAUCCGCACCGCGGCUUCGGCCUGCCCCGACCCGAAGGCCUGUGCCAUCAACAUCAUGAACAUCAUCUCGUCCUUCGCCUGGAUCUCGCAGUUCACGGCGCUCGCAGUGUCGGACUGCCAGGUCGGCGCUGACCAAAAGGCCGGGAGUAUCGAAAUUGCCUUGUGCACGGCCGACAUCUCGGACAUGGUCGCAGCGGUCACCAACGGCCCUGCCGCCGGCAUCGCCUCCACCUCCGACUGCGCCGACCUUCCAGACCCAUCCGCCGAGGAGAUGCACCUCCCCAUGGACUGA